AUGCCAAAGUGCGGAUGUUUCUUUCCUUUCUUCAUUUUUUUGCUCCUGAGCCUGACGUUGGACCCAGUGGCUCUGACAGCUGUCAGUUCUCCUCGCAACAUCUCUCUGUCUCCCCCCAUAAGUUUAUAUGUUCUCCCGUGUUUCUCCACGGCCCUGUUCAAGUACCUCCACGCGACCACGUUUUUUUCCCUCUCUUUAACUUUGUUGAGACGUUUUUCAACUUUUUUCUCUUUUUGAUUGCCUUUUUGUUGAUUUAUUUGAUUUGUUUGAUUAAUGUUGAACUUCAAAAGUUACUGUAGCUUACAGAUUUUGUACUUUGAAGUUUUUUUUCAGUCUUCAGAAAAUAUUUUUGAAGAGUUUUUGUCGGUUAUCGAACUUUUCUGACUCGAAAAAGUUAUCAAAAAGUUUUUCUCCCAUCUUGCGUGAAAUGCCUGGAACCUUAAGAUUUGGAGUGCACCCGACUUGAAACGAGUUUCGCGGGCGUGAAAAGUAAGGAAUAUUUAAACAGCAAAGCCAAGGUGAACAUCUAAGCCAUUCCAAAUGCGACCCAAUCUCAAAAAAUAUGUCCAAAAAAGUAGAAGGCAAUAUAUUUUUUUUUGCUUUUUAACGAUAUCUGAAGCAUUCUGACCUUUUUUCCAAGCUUAAGAAUGAAAUUCAUGAAGUUAUCCCAUAGCUCAACAGGUAAAAUUCAAUAACCUAAUCUUCUGGUCUCUGGUUCGAUACCGGCUUAGGUUUUGCCAUUUUCCAGCUUUUCCUAUUUUUAUCAUUCUCCAAAACUAGUUCGAAAGACUUUUUCAAUAAUUUUGCACUUUCCAUCAUUUUUAUUAUAAUCUAUCCUGAGCCUCAGCUUUGUGAAAUUAAUACUUUGUACUUCUUAAAUCAUGAUUCACUGUGUAGGGCUAUGAAAAAAUUUAAAAUGCCAAAUUUUCUGAUUUUCUCCCUCUUUUUUAGUGUUCUUAGGUCUCCCAGAAGUGAGCUUAUUAUUCUUUUUUUUUUGGCUCUUUCAAAAUGACUUCCGGUGGCUAUUCGAAGGAUAUUCAAGCUCAUAAGUUUUCCCCAGUAGUUUUGGCUUUUCAGAACCCUUUUUGGAAGGUUUUUAUGAACUUUUAGAGAGGAAAUUGAAUUGAAAAAAACUAUAUUUUUUUGAGAAAAAAAUUUGGGUUUUUUUCAGCUCAGAAAUUUUUUUCGUGACAUAUCUUUCACGUAUUUUUUUGCCCGAAAUGUAUUUUACCUACAAUUUUCUUCAUCUAGGACCAAUUUUUGAGCUUCCAAGACAAAAAAAAAACUCAAAAUCUGGCCCCCAAAAAGUCUGCGCUUUUUCAUCUUUCCACCCAUUUUUCGACUGUUGCUACGCUCAUUUUCGAUUCCACAAGAAAAAUUAGUUUUCUCUGUUUUUUUUCCCCCAUAGGAAACUUUGUUUUUUGUGUUUUCACUCGGCAAAAAUAAUCUAAAUUCCUUGAGAUUUCCCUUGCAGAUAACUAACUUGAUUCUGGCUCAAGAGAGCAAAUUUUUCGAAGGAAACUGGACGGAGGAUUCUUAAUUUAAGAGGAAAAAAUGCAAGAAAGACACACUCGAAAUGGCUCAUUUCGGAAUUCAAAAAAACUGGAAAAACAACGGUUUUUAAGCUCUUUUUGGUAUUUUUUUCUGACUUCCGGGAGCACUUUUUGCUUUUUUUCGAGCUUCAAACUUUAUUUUUCAAAUAAUUUUUUUGUUCUUUAUAUAAAUUCCUAUUUUUUUAAAAAUGUCUAUUGAGCCUAUUCCAAAAAUUCCAUAGUAAAAUUUUAAAACUUUAAAUUUCUCCCCAAAAAUUUCUUUAUUUGAUAUUUUUUUAUUUGGUAUUGAGAAAAAUGCUCACUUUUUUUCUGAAAAAUUGUCAAAUUUUUUUCAAUUUUUUUCUCAACCUUGUUUCUCAAAUGAUAAAAAAAUACUAUUAAUAAUAUUGUUCUUCCGUUAUUUUUUUCUAUUGAAAAAAAUUGUUUUUUUCAGUGUCCUCUUUGUCAUAAAAAGCUAUAAAAUUGCACCCAAAACAAUGGAAAAGUUUUGAAUUUCAAUUUUUUUCCCCAAAAAAAGUUGUUUUCCAAAGCAUUUUUUUCAUCAUUUUUUUGAGCUCUUUUUGAGUUUGAAAAAAAGUGAAUUUUUUUUCCAUCAAUAAUUGUACUAAAACUACUUUUUUUAUUACCUACCCCAUAAUUUUUUUUUGAGAAAAAAAUCUCGGUCCGCUGUAAUUUUUUCCUCUAAUAACACGGCAUAAACCUUCUAUAUAAUUUAAAAAAUUUACAAUUUUCAAACGUUCAGGUGGAAUAAUCCGAAGAACAACAUCAGCAGCAGCACUUCAAAGGUUUUUUUUUUGAAUCAAAAAAAAAAAUGAAGAGGAACUUUUUUCAGAACGAAACAUGUUAACAACGACCCUGGCGCCAGCUUUCAACAUGCUUCAGAAUAUUAGCACGAUUCCUACCGUAUCCCCCGAGGCUCUUGAACAUUUCAAUCGAGUCAAGAGCAUCUAUCAAUGGCUCAUUCCGAUCAUGAUCGUCAUUUUACUGGUGAGUGGCUCAGCUGGGAAAAACGUAGACAAAGAGAAAGUAGUUGUGAGUUCGAGUCCUGAGCGGGUUUUUUGACGAAAAAGUUGACUCUAAGAUUUUCUUGCGAAUUUUUAAGUCAUUUACUUGUUCUCAGUAACAUUCUUAUCAUGAUCGUCAUUUUUUUUUUUGGGUGAGUGGCUCAGCUGGGAAAAAUAGAGUCAAAGAGAAAAGGAUCGCGAGUUCGAGUCCUCAGCGGGUUUUAAGGCAAAAAAUAUGACUCUAAGAUUUUUUUUUUUGCGAAUUUUUGAGUCAUUUCAAUCGAUCUCAGCCACAUUCUUAUCAUGAUCGUCAUUUUACUGGUGAGUGGCUUAGUUGGGAAAAAAGUUGUCAAAGAAAAGGGGUCGUGAGUUCGAGUCCUGAGCGGGUUUUUUGACGAAAAAUUUGGCUCUGAGCUUUUUUUUGAGUUUUUUAAGUCAUUCAGUGGUUCUUAGUAACAUUGUUAUAAUGGUCGUCAUUUUACUGGUGAGUGGCUCAGCUGGGAAAAAAGUUGUCAAAGAAAAGGAGUCGUGAGUUCCAAUCCCAGGCGGGACUUUUAGCCAAAAUCAGCACUUUUAAAAAGGGUUUUUUUAGAUUUUUAUUAUUAUACGUAACCUUCGAACUUGAUAAGGAAAGCUCAGAGUUAAAAUUUGUCGAAAAUAAAAAAUAAAAGCAAUAAAGAACAAGCUGAGGAGUCGAACCUUCUACCUUUGGAUUGAAUUUUUGGCGCUACCAACUGAGCCAUGGUACUCUUUUUUUGAAAAGAACUUUAUUGGCAACAGUUUGAUGUAGUACAUUUAUAUUACUCUGAAAAAUCGUAACAUACUUAAGUAUCCAGUAAAAAAAAUAUUUGCGAAGAAAUAUUGAAUUUCACUUUCAAAAAAAGGGAACAAAAACAAGUUUCGCAUUUUUUUUUAGAAAAAAAUUUAUGCUUUUCGAAUUUUUUCAAUGAUGCCGUGUUUAAAUGAAUAUCGCGAAGUAUGAAAUAACUGUUAGAGAGUGGAAAAGACAACUAAAUGUUUAGAGAUUCAGACAUAAAUUUGAAUUUUGAGUGAGAUUUACUAUGGGUACUGUGAAGGAUGAUAAUAAUAAUUUAUUGACAGAUCAGCGUGAACCCUAACGAGUUCACUUGAAUCUAGAAUUUGAGAUAAUACAUUGUACAGUUAUACAUCAUUUGAGUCGUGGAGGAAUAGACAAGAAGAUCUCGUGCAAUGGUAGAUUGACCAGUAAAUUUUUUUAAAGACUUGGAGUGGUGGCUGAAUUGAAAUUUGGAAGUGAGUUUGUUCCAAGUAGGAAUUGUUUUAAAGAAAAAAUCAUUAGAAAACUGACCUAUAAUAGUUAAAUCUUGCUCUAAAACGGCAAAAUUUGAGAAAUAAGGAUCUUGGGACCUUGGAUUUACGGAUAAGACUUGUACUUGUGAUCCGAAAAAUGCUUGUUGUUUCAAUUCCAACUAUUUUUCAGGUGGCGAUCAUUGGAAACGGCGUUAUCGUCGUUUCCUGCCCAUUCCUGACGUCUCCCGUCUCACCCUACCUUCAGUUAUGUAUUUCGUUGGCCCUGGCCGAUAUGACGGCCGCUUCCCUUCUGUUAACUGGUUUGUUUCGAAGCUAACCGACAUGAUUUUUUGUCAAAUUGAAAGAGGAGAUUAUAAGCUUUCUAAUGGUACCUGAAUUUACCUAGUUUUAUCCAAAAAGUGGCUUGCAAAUGAAGUUUUGUUCAUGUUCCAUGGUCCUAUAGAAUAAUUUUUCGUGAAGGAGAAGCUUGAAAUGAUCAAUUUUCAGGCCUGGUCGUUAAUUCUUACCUGCCAGUUGUACUAGGCUUCAACAUACGGAAGGAUACUCAAUGUAUGGAAGCAUUAUUGGAGGUGAAUUUCUUUAAGCCCACAAAAAAGUCUUCAAAAUCAUCCCUGCAUCAGUUGAAGUAUGAAAAGGGACGCGAAAAGAACAUGGCACUUUGAAUAACACCUUUAACAAAAAUAAGGGCUUACCCCGCAGUGAACCCCGAAAAAAGUGAACUUUUGGUUGAUGUUUGCGCUGCACCCCGCGUUGGACCUGAAUAGGGUGAACCCCUGGGGCAACCAGUCGGAAAUAAAAUUUUUUUUUGAGCUACCUCAACAGCCUAGGAUGAAACAGUAGGAAAUGGUGAUAUUGGGAAACAAACCACUUCGAAAUCGUGUACGAAAAAAGUACCUUAAUAGGCAUUUGAAGCUAAACGGGGUGCACCCCUGGUUACACGGCGGGGUGAAACAAGAGUUCGACGCGGGGCGCACCGCAACUUUUGUUAAGUUAGUAUAAGAGGGAAUUUAUAUCAAUAACGUUUUUUUUUGGCAUCUAGAAGUUCUUGUUUGCUCAAAGACUCAUCUAAUAUGAAACGACAAUGAAAGUCGUUUUGCCAAGAAGAGUCGAACCUAUGACCUUCUCAUCCACCUCCAUUUUACUCACCACUGCGCCAUGCUUUUCUUUUUACAACCACAGGAAUGUUUUGCAGUUCCAAAUCAGCUGACAUCUGAUAGAUAUGUCCCUUUUGAAAGUACUUUACAAAUUUAAAAAAAAAACUUGAAGAGGAGUCGAACCUAUUACCUUCUUAUCCAGCUCCAUAUUAUCAACUAGUGCGCCAUGAUUCCCGUAAAACAACACUUUUGAAUUUUUUGGAUCAGCUAAUAGAACUUAUAUGAAUAAACUAUUCAAACUCCAAAUAUUGAAGUUCGUUUGCUCUCAAUUUUCCAUGAAGUGGGGUCGAACUCAUGACCUUCCUAUCUAAUUCAAAAUCACCAACCACUGCGCCAUCCUCACUUUUUUUCAAUUCGCAAUAAUGUUAAAAAUAUGUUUUGGAUCAACUGGCAUUUGAUAUACAUUUAUUUGAACAAACUAUACAAACUCGAAAACUUGAGAAGGAGUCGAACCGAUGACCUUUUUAUCCACCUCCAUGUUACCCACCACUGAGCCAUAAUCCUCUUAAAACAACACGUUGCAGAUGUUCCGGAUCAGCGGCAUGCUGACAUCUGAUAUGCACCUUUUCGCCUUGGCCAUCAAUCAGUUUGUCGGCACGAUGUGGCCUCUCAAAUACAAGGUCUUCUUUUUUUCCAAACUUCCUUCUCAGUUUUCCGCUUCUUCAAACUUUCCUGACAGGAAAAUUGAGACCCUCAUUCCUGCAACUGAAAACCAACAAAAAAACUUAUUUUCUUAGGUUUGAAUUUCAGUUCUUGCAAGUUUCCAGUGAAUAGACUUUUUUUUCUAAAUAGUGACGUCAUUUUCCUGUUCUUCAUGAUGUCAUCGUUGAUUUCUUAUCUUUCUAAUAAAAUGACGUCAUUAUUGGUUUCCCAUCUUUCUGAAAAAAAUGACGUCAUUAUUGAUUUCUCAUCUUUCUAAAAAAAAAUGACGUCAUUUUUCUGAUUUCAUGACGUCAUCGUUGAUUUCUUAUCUUUCUAAAAAAAUGACGUCAUUUUUCUGAUUUCAUGACGUCAUUGUUUAUUUCUUAUCUUUUUGAAUAAUCUUGUUUUUUUUCAAACUAGUGACGUCAUUUUCCUGUUUUUUUCAUGACGUCAUCUUAUUUUUUUACGGAGAAUUUUAUAAGCUUCUUCUUUAAAUUUUUUUGAAAGUUUCGUUUUUUUCAUUUUGUCAAGUUUCCAAAGAAGUUUCAAGUUUGAUAAGUUUAAAAAAAUUAUUCAAGUUUCAUAUUUUAUCUUAUACCCAACGUUCAAUCAUAUAAAAAAAAUUGAAAAAGCUCAAAAAUAAGAUUUUCUGAUCAAGGAAAUUGAGCCCAAUAAGGAGGUAUUUUUUGGUCUACCUUUGACCCAAGAUCAUUUUUUUUUUCCAUUAUUCUCUGCUUUGCUCCAAUUUUUUGAUAAUUUUUUCAAUUCCUGUUUCGAAAUCCAAAUAGUAAUUUCUGACGAUAGGUUAACCCCUGGAAGGGAAACUUUAAUCAGCUCCCGUUAGAAUUUUCAGAAAAAACUUGGUUUUUAAAGAGUUCCAAACUCAGAAAAAUGGAAAACUUUCUUGAAUUUUGACGUUUUUCCAAGUUUUGACGGUUCAUAGGCUGUAUAUGACGCUAUUUGCCAUUAUUUAUGUGUUUCUCAAACUUUCUAAUGUUUAAAUUUAAAGAAAAAUUCUUCUUUUUUCACGUUAGGCGCAGACUUGUUCUACGCCAUUUGGGUUUAGGCUGGGUUGGAAAAAAAAAGGCGUUUCGUUAAAUUUUCCUUGGUUUUUGUCGUGUUUUUUAUUAUUUUAAUUCGAAUCAUUGGUGUAAAAUUGUUGAAUGUUUUCAAAAUAAGGGUAGAAAGACAAUUUCCUCAAUUUAGAAGACCCUAAAUCCACGUUUUAUCAUCAAAAUUAAUCUGAAAUUUCGAUUUUACCGCUCAUUUUUAUCCUUUUUCCCCUUUAGACCUAUUUUUCAAUUCCCAAAGGGAGGGUAUUAGAAUUAAAUUUUUUUUUUCAUUUUAUUGAGCUUUCACUUUUUUUCAAUUUUUGAAACUGGUUUUCAAGACUCGAAAUAAAAUUUUUAUGAUGAAAUUUGAUCUAAAAAUAUCCAUUUUACCGCUGACUUACCUAUUUCCUAUCUUUGAACCUAUAUUUUUUAAGAUUCUCGUCACAACUCGAAGAAUCCGAGCGAUUUACGUCAGCCUCUGGGUCAUCCCCUUGGUUUUCACCUUUUUAUGGUUUUUUCUCUCAAAAUCAACUUCAAAAAUUAAUUUUUUAGGUUCAUCGCGUAUGAAAAUGACGGAUUCCGCAACGAAAAGUGCGCCUUUACCUUCUACAACACGUUUUUCCCGUUUCGGUAGUUUUAGGUCAUCUUUAUGAAUAAAAUUGGGCUUUUUCCAGGAUAACAAUCUUCAUGACAUUCAUGCUUCCCUUGGUCGCAACUUUGGUAAUCUACGGAUUGAUCAUCACCAAUUUGAUCAAGGCCAAGGAGGAGUUCGAGACGAGCAUCCAUGAGAGGUUUGAUUUUAAGCUCUCUCCCGGGCUGAAACGGGAUUUCAGCGGGCGGGCCCGUGUUGAACCCGUAUAGCUCGUAGGACUUUUGGCUAUAGCUGUGGCUCCGUUGUAACCCAUUUGGGUCAGCUAUGUCUUCUUGAACCGGUUUUAGCUCCCUUAGGAUGCCAGAGUGCUCCCUAUAGGGGUUGGGGGGAACAGCUUUUAUUGGGGACUAAAAGGGCCAGAUGGGCUGAAACGGGAUUUCAGCGGGUGUGCCCAUGAUAAACCCGUUCUAGCGCACUCAGGAACGCCAGAAUGAUCCCUAUAGGGGUUAGGGGGGAGGGAACAGCUUUUAUAGGCAACUAAAAAGGGCCAGAUGGGCUGAAACGGGAUUUCAGCGGGUGUGCCCAUGAUAAACCCGUUCUAGCGCACUCAGGAACGCCAGAAUGAUCCCUAUAGGGGUUAGGGGGGAGGGAACAGCUUUUAUAGGCAACUAAAAAGGGCCAGAUGGGCUGAAACGGGAUUUCAGCGGGUGUGCCCGUGAUAAACCCGUAUAAGCGGUAGGACUUUUGGCUACAGCUGAAGCACCGUUGUAACCCAUCCGGGUCAGCUAUUUCUUGUAGAACCCGUUUUAGCGCACUUAAGAACGCCAGAGUGCUCCCUAUAGGGGUUGGGCGAAAAUAGACUCUAUAUAGGGGACUAAUAAUUGCCCCCUAAAGAGGUGAAUUUCAAGAGUGCCUUAUGUGGUUUAGGGCCUAACUUCUGAGCUCCUUUACAACGGGACACGCGGGAACUUACAUGGGAUGAGCAUAGCUGGCGACAGCCAAGUCUCCCCCUACCCCCCCUUAACUAAGAAAAAAAUCCCGUCUGCCAACCAAUUCAACCCCCUAAAAAAUGAAACCAAAAUAGAGUUUUUUUAUGUGCCUUCUGAUGGUUUUCUUUGAAUUUUUAAGCGUCUUUUUCUUGAAAAACUAAGGGGGGGACUAUUUGGUACUUCAAAGCAUCCUUGUCAGCAAUUUUUUGAAAUUCCUGCAGUCUUAGUUGAAAGUACUUUGAAGUUCAUCCACUGAGCAUUUUUCAGGAGGAUGAGCCUGGCUCGACGAUCGAACGUCUACUCCAAGCUCAAAUUGGUGAGGACGACCCUGAUAAUCGUGGUGACGUUCUCACUCUCCUGGGGCCUCUGCGUCCUCUACUUCCUGCUGGUCUGCGCCGACGGCUGCCCGUUCAAGUACGGCGUCAACCCCGACUUCUACCUCGGCCUCUUCCUUUCGUCCUCUGUGAACGCCUUGGUGGGUUUGGAGAAGAAAAAGAGAAUAUUUUCACUUAACAAAAGGUAGAGGUACUGGAAUACGAUGAAACUUGGUAUAUAGGUACUUUCGGACACCCUGAAUCUAAAGAAGUUGAGGAAAAUUGCGCAUUUUUGGUUCUAGUCGGGUUAUGGUGCCUCAAGGUUACGUUGAACUGGAUUAUCAUGAUUCAUUUGCCUAGCGAUAUUUAGUUUCAAUCAAUCAAUAAUGUAUUAUUUUUCGUUCCAGUCAUUGUUUGAUCGACUAGGCGGUAAACAAGAACUUUUAAAAUUAUAACAAGAAACCGUCUUCGGCGAAUUAGAAGUCCAAACGUGUAGAUGAUCAAGUUAAGAAAAUCGGCUGACCGUCCUUGUUCUUCUGCGCCUAGUUGAUCUAGUUGCGCCUUGACGAGCUCAGAAUGUAGCGGAUCUUAAAGCUGGAGCUUGUAGAGCGUGCUCUAGAUGGAAACCUCGGAAUGAGGCGAUCACAGAAGAGUAAAGACGUCAGACGGAAUGAUCAAGUUGAGAAAAUGGUCUGACGGUCCUUGUUCUUCUGCGCCUAGUUGAUCUAGUUACGCUUGGACGAGCCUAGAAUGAAGCGGAUCUUGAAGCUAGAGCUUGUAGACCGUGCUCAAGGUAUGAGGCGAACACAGAAGAGUGGAGACUUUUCACGAAUUUCAGUAUCUUGAGUAUUUUCCGACUUCCUAGAGUUCAUACAGCCUUCAGUGUAUUAUUCCUGAAAAGAUUGGCUGAUUUGUGAUACCCUUCAUGCACUAGAAACUUUCUUGCGAUUUUCCGGUUUUUCUGAACUUUUGUAAGUAGAUACUUCAGAAGCCAGGAUGAGGCCAGCGUAAUUCACACCAUAAUUUUUUUUUCAUUUCAGGUGAUGAUCAAGCUCGCGUCAAAUCCGUUCAUCUACACGUUACGGAUCAAGGCGAUCCGCGCCAGCGUCGACCAACUUCUCAACUUCGUCUGCCGUCGUCGGACCUUCCCGGCUGCCAAAAGCGCCAAGGCCAGCAUGGCCCUCCUAAGUUCGGCCUCCAUUCCGAGCAGUGUAUAAAGAAUAGAGUCCAUCUUUCAUCACUUGAAACGUCGGGGUGCGAAUUUUGGAGAAAAGUUUUGAAAGCGGUCGUCAGUUUGAAAAUUUAUCGCAUUAGGGGAACUUGGUUACAUUUUGUUUGAUGUAUGAAAAAAAAAACAAAAAACCUCUACACAGGUACCGCGGGUCUCCCGGGAGAAAUUCGGGAGACGCGCGGGCGGAUUUCGGGAUUCCUAUGGUUUCUUUGUCUUUUUGACCUUUCCCGCUGAUCAAAAUCGAUGAGUUUUAAGUAAAUAUUGAGCGUUUGAAUUUCAAAUUUGCGCCAAAACCGCGUCGCGACCGCCUCGCACCCCGUCAUUUCAAGUCGAGAUAAAUGGACUUUACCAAAAAUGCUCUUCGGGUCCUUCCAAUUGAAAUUUUAACCUUUAUACGGGCUUUUUUUCUCAACUUUUUUGUGUAUUUCCACUUGAUCUCGCUUGGUUUGUAUGUAUAUGAACAAAUUUCUAUCACGUUGUGAAUAUUAAUAAAUUAUUAUUGGGUUGUUCAAUGAACUCAUUUCGUGAAAUUGAGUGUGAAAUCUCAACAACUGCCGUCACUGGAACAGUUGUAUACACGUGAAAUGAAAAAUGAUGAUUUUGGGUUAUAUUUUUUGCAGUGACCAAACAGCCAAAUGCGUCGUGGAACACACAUAUGGACCGUUUUUGAAGUUAGUUUUCUUCAAAUUUGUUUUUUCAAUUUGUCGACACAUUUUCGAAGAAAAGUUAAGUAAAAUUGUGAUUUUGUGACGUUUAGUUCGGAAUAAGGUUUAAAAUCCAUCACACGGAGCCUUUUGUACCAAUAGCCGUAACUUUUUUUCGAAUUUUCAAAAUUUUUUUUUUUUUUUUUGAAAGACUUAAUAAUUAAUUUUCUUUUCAAGAAAACGCCAAACUAAGUUUCGUUGAAGAGUUGGACUUAUCCUGGACUUUUGAAUUGAUUAGACAGAACUUUAGCCGUGAAAUGAAGGUUUUCAGAAUUUGCUAGGAAAAAAAGCAAUUGUGAUAAAAAAAAAACCCCUUUUUGACUAUUUUGGAGAGUGAAAAAGAAGAUUUUUAGCUUUAGUUGAAAGUUUGGAACCUUCUUGAGUAAUUUAAAAAAUAGUUCUAAAGAAAAGUGUCUAGUAUUUAAAGGAGCAUCGCGGUGAAAUUCUUAAAGUCUUGUCAAGAAUUCAUAAACAGUUUUUUUUUGACGACGCGCCGCCCAUAUUUUUUCCGUAAAGUGUAGUGUCGCUUGUGCAUGCACCACCGCGCUCCCGCACAUGCCGUGUUCAAAGUAGCUCUCGUAAAGUUCAAAAUCUUCUCUGAAAUUUCGAUAUUCAGUUAUAUUUUUCACUCUCUGCCACCAGAAAAGUUUCCUUUUUUUUUCAAAGAGAAGUCGCUUCGUCUCAUGACCCAUUGAACAUGCGCCUUUAAUAUUCCCUGUUGUUACGCUUGUUUCCCAUGACGUCACAUGGGAACGGCGAAGUUUUGGCUCCGUCCCCUUCAUUUUUGGUUUCACAUUUUCUUCCACUGGCAAAGACGCCGUAUGUCCGAUUCAAAACCACCUUGGGACGCUAAAGGGCGUGAAAUGUCUGCGCUCUCCACCAACCAGGCACUAUCUCUUUUCUCAUCGUGUUAAGACCCUUUUUUCUAUGAAUUAGCUAUAACUUGGACUGGUUUCUGUAUUCAUACAAACAGAAAUGAUGAAUUUAUUUCUUCAUUCAAACCUUCAUGAAGAGCUGAAAAAUAAAGUUUCUUCCGGGAAAAUGGCUUCAUUCAGCAACUACCUUCACAGGACUGAUUGUAAAUGUUCACACUGAAACAUGGGAAUUAUUAUGAAGUAUAUCAUUCACGACACUCUGACCUGUCUGCGCUCUCUUUCCCUCGGAAAUUUUCAUUUUUGGACCGUUAAAAUAUGAGCUAAGUUACCCAUAUAGGAAAAUGCUUUGAAUGAUACAAAAAACGAAAAAAACUAAAUUUUAAACUCGCGCCAAGAUCGGUGUACAGAAAAAUGCUAACCGUAACAUAAUUCACACAGAGACAAUUUUUCGCAGCCAAAAAGAUUUUUGAUAAUAUUCCAGCAAAAAAAGUUCAUGGAAUUUUUUUCGGAAGUUUUUACCACGAAGGAUUUCCGGAUUUAAAAAAAAGUAGUACGUAGGGACCGCAGACGAACUUUCAAAAAAAAUUUUUCAGCAUUGAGCUUUGUAUGGUUUGAUAGCUGUUUCGAUUCCAAACUCAGAACCGUUCAGUUUUUCGAAAAAUAUUGAGGAUGAAAAAAGUUAUGACGAAAAAUGUGGCGCGCCGCGCACCAUUUUUUUAGUACUGAAAUUUUAGUAUUAUUCAUUUUUGAAAUUUUUUUCUCGAUUUUUUUCUUCUAGAACAAGUUUUGAUACUGGUCUAUUAUGAUGUAACAAAUCAUAAUAGAGUGCUAAAAUGAUGCUCAUCAGCUAGUUUGCCGAAAAAAAGUCGGUAUUUUCCAGAAAAACAAAAAAACUGACGCUUGCGGGCAUCGAACUCGCGACCUCAAAAAGAAAUUUGGCAGCGCACGCGCUGCGCCAAGCUGUUAGGUCUAGCGAGGGGAGCUUCCAUCCGCCAUACCCUUGAGCCGUUUGAAUAGCACAGAUUGCCUAUUUCAAAAAUAAAAACUUGAAGUAAUCAAGCUAUUUUUAUCAGAAUAUGUUCGCAAAUCUUUACUCAAACUUUCCGUGAAAAUUCACUUCGAAAAAACUGUUUUUUUAGUGCUUUUUUUCCUCGUUUAACGAUCGCUGCCUUCAAACGGCCCCCGUAAAUUUUUUUGGCAAAGACGAAUUUUUUUAUUUUAUUCUUUUAAUUGAAAGAUUUUUUUACUAAUAAAUGUAUAUAAUCGUUUAAAAAAACCUGCGUUCGACCGCUUUCUGUAUGAUAAACGCCGCUAAUUUUAUUCUCUAGUUUUCAAGAGCAUUUUUUUGCGUAUUAAACAACUUUUUCAAGCACAUAUUUUGUGGAGAAAUAUUCAAGUAAGCCCAUGAUCUAAAUUUUGAAAAAAAGAAAAAAACUCGAUUAUAUUUGCAUAUUAACGAUAUUUUUGAAUUACGACUUUCGGCACUCCCUAAAAAUUUUUUUGGCAAAGACGAAUUUUUUUUAUUUUAUUGUUUUAAAAUUACCGUUACUUGAAUCAAAAACCAUUAUUUAAAAAAAGAAAGAGUGCGUUCGACCUGAAAACACAUAAAAAAGCAAAAAAUGACAAAAAUUUUUAGUUCCAUUCACGUUUUUUUGUACGACAUUCCGCGAGAACGCAUCAAAAAAGCGUGAAAUAUUUUUUAAACGAAAGAGGAAGCUUUUCUGUACAUGUGUGUCAAAUUUUAUAAGCCAGUUCCACAUAUUUUGCAACUAAAACAAAAUGAAAGUUGAAAACCAAAAAAAAGCCACUUUUUCUAUCGCGAAAAGGGGCGUGGCUUUGCGGUCCCUAGUAGUACGCUACAAAAAAUGAGAAUCUUUGCUGCGAAAUUCGUUUUUGGCGGGAAUUGAGACUUUUUUUUUCGGCUCCAAAAUUGCCUGUACAAUUUCAAGUACACCUUUAGAAACAUUGAGAAUCGCUGAUAAACGGAUCAAUCUCUCAAAAAUCACAAAAACCUUCAAGAAAAAAAAAGAGCAGGAGUUCAUCCAUAGGAAAGAUGAAAAGAAGACGAACUUGAAUAGUUUUCCAUCCCCUUGGGUUUUAAUUUGCCAUUGUACCAUCGUCAGGUCCGACGUAUCCUUGCGGAACGGAGGCGAUAAUGGCUGAAUCUCAUCAUUUUUCCACAACCCACCUGUCGAAAAUACGUGUACAUAAUUAAUAUCGGUCAAGUUAUUGACGCAGGUAGUCAUACGAAAGUUGAGCUUCAACCAAAUACUCGUAUUUUUCGAUUCCGCCCUCGUUACGGCCUUCCGGGCUGUUGCGUUAAACCAGUUGCAAAUCGUUGUGAAAGAGAAUCCCUACAAAAUGAUUUUUCAGUGGAAGAUGAAGCUUAAGAUAUCUCGUAACGCUUCUCAUUCUGCUACAUAUAUUGGGAGUUCGGUCCUAGUGAAAAAGGACGGAAAAAGUGCUUUUUAUCGUUAAAAAGUCAGAUAUCUGAGAUAAGGGCCGGAUCGGGCUUAUAGAAAGGCUGACGGGCACAAGCCUGGUUAAGAGAAAGUCCGUUUCGCAAUAAAGUUGCUCUACGGACAAUCAUUUUCUCUCGAUUGUAUUUUAUAUCUAUUGCUCUAUUACUACUUGAGAACCACUAUAACGGCCAAUGAGACGCAAAAUAGUAGCUUCUUCGGAGGUUGUUUAGUGGCCACCCUAGUGUCCUUUUCAAGUAGUCCUCAAGUAGUCACUGAAGUUUUUCCAGUGUAUCUCAAAAGUUCCGAUUAGAAUAUAUUUUCGAAAUAUUGCCACGAAAACGUGACGACGGACGCUGACGAAGACGGAACUAUCACUGUCGCCAACACGGAUCUCCCCAGAGCGAAUUCGUUCAAAUACCUUGGCUCGACGAUCGCCGAAGACGGCUCAAUCGCAAACGACGUCACCGCACGUAUACAAAGUGCCUGGAUGAAAUGGAGAUCUACAACUGGCGUGAUGUGCGACCGACUUAAAUCGAAGAUCUACCGCACCGUGAUCCGCCCAGUGGCAAUGUACGGUACCGAAUGUUGGCCAGCGACGGAGAAGGACGAAGCAAAAUUGGCGGUCAUGGAAACUACGAUGCUUCGCUGGACCGCCGGUGUCACGAGGCUCGACCAUGUGAAGAACGAGGACAUCAGGAAGAGAUUCGGAGUGGCGCCGAUUCGAGAGAAGCUGCGCGAAAAUCGCCUGAGAUGGUUCGGCCACGUUCUACGAGCCGACCUUACGUCCAUAGCGAAGACAAGCCACACGCUGGAAGUCGAUGGAAAACGGUCAAGAGCCCAAAAGAAGAUGGAUGGACACGCUGAACGAAGACCUUAAAGCGACAAAACUACAUCCAGACCAAGCAGCCGACAGAACAAAAUGGCGACAACGUUCCAGAAAAGCGGACUCCGCGACCGAGCGGGACAGACGCUGAAGAAGAAGAAGAAGAAGAUGGCCACGAAAAGUUGUCCUUGAGCUUAUAG
Molecule: messenger RNA, 14885 nt
Organism: Caenorhabditis auriculariae
Lineage: Eukaryota; Metazoa; Nematoda; Chromadorea; Rhabditida; Rhabditidae
Source: the annotation of a GenBank genome assembly